AUGAAGGACCAUCGGCAGACCACCGCAGCACCACGAAAGGACUUGCCACAGAGAGUAAACCAGCGGGUCAUCGUCCAAGGCAAGAUGGAGCGCGAGGAUCCAGUGAAGCAAUCCGCCAAGUGCCCCACGACAGUCUACGUGAAGAAUCUCGCCUUCAAUGUGGACGAGCCUCAGCUUACCCAGCACUUCGAGUCUUGCGGGCGUGUGGUACAGGUGCUCAUCGUGCGCGCCGCGGACGGGCGCUCCCGUGGCUUCGGCUUCGUGGAGUUCGAGGACGCAUCCACGGCCCAGAGCGCGCUGAUGCUCUCGGACAGCGUCCUGGGUGGUCGCGACAUUGUGGUGUCGAAGAGCUCACGGGCGAUCACGCAGAAGAAGAACAAGGAGGAUGUGGAAGAGGCGCCGAAGGGGAGUCAGAAGGGCAAGGGCAAGGGCAAAGCCAAAGGCAAGGGCAAGGGCAAAGGAGAAGACAAGGGUGACAAGGGAAAAGGCAAGGAGGAGAAAGGCAAAGGAAAGGGCGCGAAGGGCAAAGAGGAGGCAGCCAGGCGUCGCCUGAACCUGGACGAGCCCAAGGAAGGCGCUGAUGAGGCGAAGAGGCCGCGCCUCGAGGAGGAGCCAAAGGAGCCAACGGAGCCAAAGGAGCCAAAGGAGGAGCCCAAAGCCAACCUCUCAAAUGCCGACUUCCGGAAGCUCCUGGGCUGA
Messenger RNA from Effrenium voratum, 699 nucleotides. Lineage: Eukaryota; Dinophyceae; Suessiales; Symbiodiniaceae. The record is from the annotation of a GenBank genome assembly.